AUUUCUUAAAAUUAUAUUUAUGUAAAUGAGUUCUUAUUUGUUAAGGGAAUAUUCUUAGUUUUAUUUUAUUUAGUUUAUUUCGUUUAUUUGUUUGCUUGUUCUUUUACACUGUUUUAUUGAAUACAGAAAGGAAAUAAUUAACUAGCAAUAAACAAAAAAAAAGUAUCAUUGGUUGUAUCCAUCAUUAAAAUGCCCAUUAUAUCAAAUCAUCAUCAUUAUUACCAAUAGAGAAAGGAUUCAUAUAAAAAUUUGUUAAUAUAAAUCAAAAUUGAUACAUUCACAACAAAAAAUCUUUAAUUCUUUUGUGAAAUUGAUAUUACUCAAGAGAAUAACUCAUGUUGCCUAUUUUGAUAAUCAGUUGGAUAACAUUUUCUUUCAGUAAUAUUUGUAUUCAUGCAAACAAUUUAAAUCCUCAUUCUGAUUUAAAUCAAAAACAUUAUACUGAAGAAAAAGAUUCUAAUAUUAAAGUCAUUUAUGAAGCGACAAGAUCUGUAUGUUAUAAUAAAGGUCAAGCAAUUGAAUGUUCUCCACCAUUUACAAAUAUUGCUGAAAGUGUUGAUAUUAAAGCAACUUCAACAUGUGGUCAAUUUGAUCAAUCAGAAGAAAUAUGUAGAUAUGUAAUGGGACAUGAAAAAUGUGAAACAUGUGGUAAAGGUGAGAAAUUUGGAACACACUUAUUAACUGAUAGACAUCAAAUGAAUAAUGAAACAUGUUGGAUUUCAGGAUCUGUUUUACCAGGUGAUACAGUAAAUCUAACUUUAUCACUAGGUAAACGUUUUGAAGUUUACUAUAUUUCUUUGCAACCUUGUGGUCAAUUGCCUGAUUCAAUUGCUUUAUAUAAGUCAUCUGAUUUUGGUGUAACAUGGAAACCAUGGCAAUAUUUCUCAACUGAUUGUUAUCGAGCUUUUCAUUUACCUACCAGUAAUGAGCAUAAUGCACAAAUCUCUUUAGCAAACAUACAAGAAGUUUUAUGCGUUGCUUUAAAAUCACAAGAUGUACAUGAUAAUUCAGGACGAUCAUCGAAUGUUAUCGCAUUUAGUACAACUAUUGGACGACCAUCAAUGCAACCGUGGAGUUCAGCACUGAUCGACUGGAUGACUAUGACGGAUUUAAGAAUAAGUCUUAUGCGAUUUCCGGAAUAUCGAGACGAAGUUCAAUAUGAUUCAAAUGGACUAUUUCUAAACCCAAGUUUACUAAAACAAACAAAUGUAUUUCGUGUUAGUGGCAAUCCUGGUAUUGGUGGUUAUGGUACAAAUCCUGUCUUGUCCGAGGCAGGUACACUGGAUAUGUCACAACAUCUAUAUCAGUCUGAUAUGCACUAUUCAAAAACACCUAAAAGUAAAACACCUGUUCACUUUUCUUUCUCUGAUUUAUCUAUCGGUGGUCGGUGUAAGUGUAAUGGACACGCUAACCGUUGUGUCAGAGAUCGAAUAGUUGGUACAGCAAUAACAACAGAUAAUAAUGGUCAGACGAAAUCUCAGUGGGGUCCCCUUCGAUGUGAUUGCCAGCAUAAUACAGAAGGAACUGAUUGUGAACGUUGUUCACCUGGUUAUUUAGAUAGACCGUGGGCAAGAGGUACUUCUGAAUCAGCUAAUGAGUGUAAACGAUGUGAUUGUAAUCUGCACUCGAAUUCAUGCGUUUUUUCAAACCAGUUAUAUUUAAUGUCAAUGAAAGUAAGCGGUGGUGUAUGUCAAGAUUGUCAACAUAAUACGGUCGGGAGAAGAUGUCAUAAUUGUGUAACAGGUUACUAUAGAGAUUGGACAAAGCCUGUUAGCCAUGAUCAAGUCUGUUUGGAAUGUCGAUGCCAUCCGAUUGGAUCGAUCGCUAACCAACAUUGUGAUCGUAAAACUGGUCAAUGUCCAUGUAAACCAGGAGUUGUUGGACAAGCAUGUAAUCGUUGCCAAGAGGGUUAUAAACAAACACGUUUACCUGAUUCACCAUGUAUUAAAGCUAUGGAACAUUACGCGCAUAGAAGAAAAGACAAUGAUCAAACAUCUCAUUCAACCAAAUCCCAGUUGUCUAAACCAGAGACUGAUAUCAAUUGUCCUCCAUGUGAAAGAAGUAAAAAAAGAAUAAGAUUUAAGAAGUUUUGUCGUUGUGAAGCUGUUUUUCGUGGCAUAGUCAAAUCUCGAACAGUUCAUGGAGAUUUAAUGCGUCUUGAAGUCGACAUUCAAAACACAUGGCGUAUUACUGGAACAGCUGAACAUUUAUUACCUAAAACAGCAUCGCCAAAUCUACCAGCCUAUCGAGUUUGGUUACGCAUCAAAAAUAACUCAGCAGAUAAACGUCAUUCACGAUGUCUAUGUCCAAACCUUCAAGUUGGUCAAUCAUAUUUGUUCAUAACACGUUCGCAUCAGGUCCCAUAUGGCGAUCGAAUGGAGUUAUUACUUGACACACAUAGUGUAGUAUUAAAAUGGAGAGAAUCAUGGAGAAGACGAUUGUCAAAAUUUGUACGUCGUGCUGCACGUGAAUCAUGUGAUAGUGAGAAAAAUUCAGUUACUGAUGACGACAAUAUUGAUGAUAGCAAUAAUGAUAAAUUAAAAAGAACUCGUCAAGUACAACGGUUACGUCUAGGUUCUGAUUACUAUUCGUCAAACAAUCAAGUGAAUCAACAUAAUCGAAUACAAUCCCACACUUCACCUUCAACAUUAUCAUCGAAUUACCAGUUGAAUAGGUUAAGGUCACCCACAAAACUAUCAUCUAACAAAUUAAAAAAACAAAUCAGUCAAUCAUCCAUCAUUUCCGACCCACAUAGUUCUAAAGAGGUUAGUUUAAAUUACCCACAUGAUAAGGAUAAAUUUCAAUAUAUAACCAAUAAAAAUAUGUAUUCAUCAUUUUAUUCAAAUCAAUAAAUUCAGGUCAAAAUAUAAUUACAAGAAAUGAAAUACUAUAUCAUGGAAACAAUGUUAACUAGUUAAAUGUAGUUAACAAUAUCGAUGUACAGUAUUAUUGUUUUGAAUAUAAUUCCCCCCACCCUCCAAAAAAAUAUAAAAAAAUAAAAACAUCAAAUAAAUUGAACUAUCAAACGGUGAGCUUUUUUUUAACGAAAACAAACAAACAAACAAACUAUUUCAACCGUAUUUAUUGAUUAGAAGGGAAAAGAAAAAAGCAAUUUAUUUAUGAAUCAGGUAUAACUAAUAGGCACAAAAUAAAUAAAUAAAUAAAUAAAUACUUGUUAUAACGUUUAAAUAAUUAACUUGUCAUGGAUUGAGAUUUUCUCAUAUUGAAAAUAAGUUAAUAAUAAUUAUAUACUUGUGUUGAUAUACAAUUACUAUUUCAUUAUUCAAUUAAUUAUUUGUUCUAUUAUCUAUCAAAAAUCGAUCAUUAUUAUUCAUAAAAUUAAUUAUACUAAUUAAUGAUAAAUAUUAAUUCAUUUACAAUAUAAUCAAUAUUAUUUAUUAUUAAUAUAUAGUUUAAAUUGUUUAAAUAAUUAAAUAUAAUCAUUCAAUAUGUUUAUGAUACAAUAAAAUUUCAAAUGAAUAUUCAUUAUUGAAUUGAUAUAAUGUAAGUUUCAUAAAAGAUAAUUAAUGUGAAUCAUUUACAUUGAUGUCUAAUAAAUUUCUACCUCAUAUUCUAUUUCAUUGGUCUUAUCACCCAUUUUCUUUCUUCUUUCUAUUCUUG
Schistosoma intercalatum is the source of this 3621-nucleotide messenger RNA. Lineage: Eukaryota; Metazoa; Platyhelminthes; Trematoda; Strigeidida; Schistosomatidae. The record is from the annotation of a GenBank genome assembly.